AUGUCCGCAUCUGCCUUGCAAGACACAACKUCACCGGCUCCUCUCACACAGCCAAUCGGCACUAUCUUGUUCACACUCCCGCGCGAGCUGCGCGACCAAAUCUACGGCUACGUCUUCCAGUCCGAUGUUGAAGAGGGGGAGGCAGUCGACCUCUACUGCAACAGUCCUCCUUCCAAGGCACUCUGUCUCACCAACAAACAAAUAUACGACGAGACGCACAAGCUGCACAAUAAGGCCUUCAGAUCCUACUAUCGUGACACCGAGUUCAUUAUCAUCAUGGAGGCUUUCGGUUCGUACACUGCUGCUUGGUCCUUCACUCCAAAGGAGGAAGCCAACAUCAACCACGUCAAUCAUGUCACGAUCAAAAGCGUAAUACCGACAUGUGGCUGGUCCCAACUCUGGUCGACGUACAAACUUCGUCUGGGAGGAGAAAUCUGGGCAUGUGACCCGGAAAUUGAUCUCGUCCAACCACGCCGUUACCUCGAGAUCGGAGCGGACAUCUCCACAGGAGUCGUUAGACCGGCCAUCUCCUACUCCUACUCUAAUGCAGGAGGUCCUCUGAAACCAGAAGCUGCGAGCGAUCUCUUGGAGCACGCCGAACGUUCACGGAAGCUUCAUGGGCUGGGACCCGCUCCACCUCUGGUAGAGCAACUGCAGGUUAUUUCUGAGAGGGCUGCUCGUACUACGAGGUGGUACUACAGGGUAUUCGAGCGUUAG
This is a messenger RNA of Ramularia collo-cygni, 717 nucleotides long. RefSeq lists its product as uncharacterized. The record is from RefSeq and is a predicted model, not a curated record. Bases 1 to 717 code for a protein of 238 amino acids. The transcript has a single exon. Lineage: Eukaryota; Fungi; Ascomycota; Dothideomycetes; Mycosphaerellales; Mycosphaerellaceae.